AUGGACUUUGUCAUUGGGGGCCUCGCUGGUGCGGGCGCUACCAUCUUCACUAACCCAAUGGACGUGGUGAAAACGCGAAUGCAAUUGCAAGGAGAGUUGCGAGCUACAGGCUAGAGGUCAACAUGCAGUAUAUUAUAAAAAUAUACCACAUGCUAUGUACACAAUAGUGAAGCAUGACGGUAUAGCUGCACUACAAAAAGGUUUAGUUCCUGCGUUGUGGUUUCAGUUAGCAGUAAACGGAGUGAGAUUAGGCAUUUAUCAACAUGCAGAUGAUUACGGUUUGCUAAGAGAUGAAAAAGGCAAUACGCUUCUUAUAAACAGUUUGUUCUUUGGAGCGGUAUCUGGAAUGUGCGGAGCGUUUUUCGGAAGUCCCUUCCAACUUGUGAAAACACAACUCAUGUCCUACUCAUCAGAAAAAAUUGCAGUGGGUACACAACAUGGGCAUAGAGGGCUGACAUAUGCCAUAAAGAAAAUAUAUGAGAAAAACGGUUUAAGUGGAUUGUGGAGGGGUGCACAUGGUAUGAUGAUUAGAAACUCCAUGGGAUCAGCAUCACAGAUAGCUGCUUUUGCUAUAUGCAAAGAGUGGAUGGAUGAAAAUAAGAUGUUCCAACAAUCAAAAUAUUUCUCAGCUUUUAUGGCAAGUAACAUUGGUGCUAUCGUCAAAACUAUAACGUUGACACCUAUGGACGUCAUCAUGACCCGUCUCUACAACCAAUCGGUGGAUAGUGAAGGUCGUGGAUUACUAUACUCUGGUAUUAUUGACUGCGCCCAAAAGAUCACCAAAACGGAGGGCCUGCUGGCCUUUUACAAGGGUAUGGCGCCCUCCUACCUAAGACAAGCGCCUCAUAGUGUAUUCCUGCUUGUAUUCUGGGAUAUGCUCAAAGACGUACAAAAAUCAUGGGAAAUUAAGAAAAGUUAA
This is a messenger RNA of Diatraea saccharalis (sugarcane borer), 919 nucleotides long. The record is from the annotation of a GenBank genome assembly. NCBI's taxonomy places the organism in Eukaryota, Metazoa, Arthropoda, Insecta, Lepidoptera, Crambidae.